Micropterus salmoides (largemouth bass) is the source of this 6647-nucleotide messenger RNA. It is a transcript of the gene lurap1, whose product is annotated as leucine rich adaptor protein 1. The record is from RefSeq and is a predicted model, not a curated record. Gene Ontology annotation, biological process: positive regulation of cytokine production; positive regulation of canonical NF-kappaB signal transduction. Bases 475 to 1590 code for a protein of 371 amino acids. Lineage: Eukaryota; Metazoa; Chordata; Actinopteri; Centrarchiformes; Centrarchidae. The transcript is spliced from 2 exons.
ACAGUCUGGGGUCUCCACUCGCGCUCUGCGGCUGCUGGUCGCUGUCAUCAUGCAGGUGGAAUCUGCGCAAUGUAGCUCAAGGGAUCUCCAGCAAAACACACCAGCCUCCACGGGCCUACAGCGACCACACGCCCGACUCCGGACUCCUGAGACCAGACUGUGGAGGAACCAGUCAACAUUAAGCCACGGGAAAUUAACAGCAAAUUAGAAGAUUGUUUUUUCGCUUUCAGUUUAGAAAUACGGGCUUCAUCAAUUUGACACCAGAUGAUUUUACAGCUGAAAUAAGAAUUCCUUUAAGCAUUAUUCUGCUGUUGUGUCGGAAUGUUCUUCUCUACUGGCGCAGUCUAACUCAGCUGGAAUCGCAUAGGAUGCCAUACAAUCCCAUAGGGAGUGACUCUAGCAGCAAUUUCCAAGAAACGAAAAGGACGUAGUAUUUAUCCUGCGGAUCUUUUUUACUUUACACACACGUACACGAUGGAUGAAGGCACUGCCAGCGAGACCAUCCCAGAUCUGAAAGACAUAGAGGUGAAAAUUGGCCGGAAGACCCCAGAGGGUUUGCUCAGGUGGAUGCGGGAAGAUGCGUCCUCUCUCCGGGGAGACGCCAAGCUGACCACAGCGCACGACACCAGUAAGGAGACGGGGACGAAGAGUUUGGAUGAAAAGAUAAGGAAAUUGAAGCUGGAGAUGGCUCACUUGCGAUCGGUGGAUGUGAAGAUCUUGCAGCAGUUGCUGGCGGUCCAUGAAGGCAUUGAGGCAGUGAAAUGGCUCCUAGAGGAGCGCAGCACGCUGACGAGCCGCUGCAGCAGCCUUACCAGCAGCCAGUACAGUCUGGGUGAGGGCCCCGACACUUCCUGGAGAGGCUCUUGGAGCAGCCUGCAGGACCCCAAUGACAAGCUGGACAACAUCUCCAUCGGCAGCUAUCUGGACACCCUGGCAGACGACAUGGAUGAGUACUGCCCCUCUAGCUCAGAGUCUGUCAUCUGCCCCAUCACACCGCUUGUCUCAGAGGCUGCUGCUGGGGGCCGGAUAGGAGGAGGCCCUGGGGCUACAGUUACAGCAGCAGGGACAGGAGCUGGGGUAGAGUUGAGGUCUGGUAUUGGGCCUGAAAGUGGGAUUUGGGCUGGGGCAAAUGAAAAUGGAACUGGCAUUGGAAAUUGUACAGAGGUGAAAGGUGGACCAGGGACUGGGGUUACCAGUGCUAUCACUGGGACAGGGAUUGCUGGGCGUGAAACUGGGAAAUCAGCUGUUCCUGUUAGCUCCCCUCAAGCCAAAUCUGAGGGCUCCAAGCAAGCUGCUCCGGUCUGGACCAAGGUUGCUGAGAUUGGUAAAGGAAGCCCUGUUUCUAAGAACAAUACCCAGACACAAACAGUUAAGGCUAAUGGUGUCCUGGAGAAAGCAACCAUGCAAACAGGCAGCCCAGCCUUUCCCGGCCUCAACGAGAAACUGGGAACCAACCAGAGCCCCAAACUCAAACCUUACAAAAACGGAAAGAUUGACAUGGAUACUUGCAAAAUGAAUGGCAGAAUGCAUCUGGAGUACGACGCGCACUGGCGGUGGGUGCAGUCACAAGAAGAUGUGACGUUUUUGUAAGGAAUAUAAUAACAGACUCUCUAAAGCUAUCACUGUAGGAUAGAAGAAGAGUGAACCGCUGUUGUGAAAUGCACAUAGUGAGGCUUUCCUUGUUGAACGACACUAGGUUUGACAAAGAAUAACAUUUUUGUCUUGUUGUUCCCUUCUGUGACUGCACUAACUUUCUAUAAAAUAUUGAUGUCAGUAUUAAGGUGGAUGCACAUAACAGGAUUCUGACCAUAUUUAGCCAAACUUAGAAAAAAAUCAAUUCUAAAAUCCUGUGUCAUAGCUUUUCUCAGGGUCUUUCUUGGCAUUCCCUGACCUUUUCUCUUUUCUUUUCCUUUCUGAAGAACAGUGAGAUGAUCUGCCGGAGAGCUGAAACAUGAUUUUGAGAAUUACAUCAACCAAUGUAAAUUAGAAGAAAUUAGAAGGAUUCCCAUAAACUACAAUUUCUCUGCUUUUACUAAAUAAUUGAAACCCAAGGACACAACAAAAAUUUCAGACUUCCCCCAACCCACCCGAAGAAUAUCACUCUGAAGUCUCCUUAAAUACUUAAAUCCUCCUGUGGGGCCCUCCACAGUCAUCACCACUACUAAAACCACUGUCGUACUGCAUUUAAAAUAGUAGAAGACCAAAGUUUCCCCCCAUCGACCCAUUAUGUUGGAGUCACAAAUUCAAUUGAUUGUAUAAACAAACCCUUUGACUCAAUAUAGCAGACAAUAUAACUGAACACGUAAUGGUUAUAGACAGUAUUACUUGAUAAAAUAUUAACUAAAAAAGUGAAACAUAAGUAGUACAAAACAUUUUCUAAAAUCUGUGACUGUGUUUCUCCCCGAACUCGUAGCUACCAGAACAAAAAGUAGAAGAUAUGAAAAUAGAAGACACUGAGGUUAGUAAAAGUUUCCCUCAUAACAUCUGUGUCUUUGUGAAGCUAAUGCCUUCAAUGCUUAACCAACCAUCUGCAAUAUUGUAUAUUCACUGAAUCACAAUACAGCUUCUCUGUGCAUCAGGUACUAGUUGUGAAUGGUGGUAGGCAAAUACUGAAUAUGGCUGAAUUUCCUUUUCUUUUUUAACAGUAAUGGUAACCGUUGCUAGUUUUCAUAAACAGCUGUUGUGCCUGACUGGUGUAAACCUUAACUACAUAUGCCUGUACUUUCCCCCCUGAGAUGACUGCACUGUUGUUAAGAUAAUCUGACUUUGUUGAAUGAUUUUAUUUGUAUUAUUUUUGCCUUCUCUCUGCUUGCAUGAACAAAUGGCUAAACCAACAGUCUGUGCGCUCUCGCCAUGUAAGUGUUGACUGGUAAAUGUGUUAUGUUAGCUGGGUGGAUAUUGCAUGCCCUGUGCUGAAAGCUUUACUGGUUAAAUCAUCAGAAAUGUGUGGAAGACCCAAAACAAUCAGAGAAGAAAAGCAAUAUUUCUUGAAGCCUUUCUACUAGCUUACAUAAGCAGCCUUUUCUCAGCAAAUGAAAUCUGAUUCUUGUGUCUGUUCUUCAGGACUUUCCAAAACUACUGACAGGGAGAGGAUGUGUGUGUUUGUGUGUGUGAGAGAAACAGAUGCUAACUGCCUGUCUGAGCACAGUUGGCCUGUCAUGUUUCGGGUAAGAAUAGACGAGUCCCAAAAGUUUUCUGGUGUUUUUAGCUCAUUCAUCACACCGUUAAUACAUCUCCUACCAGUCUGCAGUUAGUCAUGUUAAUGCUGCAGGGGUAGUGCAAAAAUGUUUGAAAAAAUGUCACAUUUACAACUUGAAAUACGUUUUUGAAAAAAUAUUUCGUUGAUUUCAGACAGAGAUAGGCACUUUUGUAAUGCACAAAUGCCAACGGCCAAACAAAAAAGAAAUUCAGAAAUUCAUCUGAACUUCCUCGCUCUCCCCUGUAAAUCGGGCCAGAAACAGGUUAUUCUAGAUCAAUUCACUUUCUGCUAGGCCUCACUGUAACAGACUUCUAUGUUUAUAGGCAGCUACAGUGAGAUGUUAAACUCAGCAUCUCUUUGAGCCACUGAAGUGUUUCCUCUCCUCUUUCUCCUGCCUUUUUUCAUCCUACUUUCCACCACCACACUGGUUCAAUGGAAAUGUUCAGUCUGAGCCAACACACACAUCAUGCACACACAAUGCCCCUCUCGCUGGAGACAGCACCAUAAAGCCGACACCACAGAAACAGUGACUGUAGGCCAGACCUGGAGACAGGCAAGGAAAACUGUGCUCAAACUGGACCUUGAACUCUUCGACAAGUGGGAACAUUUAAAUAAUAUCUGUCCCUUUGUUUUUCUUUCCAUCUAAAUAUCUUUGAAUACAAAAAGAAGAGCAUCUAUCCAUUGCUGGAUAUGAAUUUCAACCAUGGUAUAUAGCUACAGUAUAGACAUGAAGUCAUUUGAAACCUCCUUCCCCUUUUUAACAUAUGUGUUGGCAGUAAUGCAAUAUUACAUGCCAAAGAGACUGUCUGCUCUGCUAGUUUGUGGUCUACUUUCCAAAUUCGUUGAGCUAUAUAGGGGGAAAAAACAUUUUUGUGCAGUGAACAAAACUGUAAAACACAUUACAUCAAGCUAUAGUAUGUCUCGCUGAUGCUAUACUGUAACCCAAGAUGUUGUAAUGUGUUUUCACUGGGAACAUCCAGUAGGUCCAAAAUGGAAUAUGAACAUUGUUUUAAACCACUCAUUGGCAGAGAUUUAAUGGGUGGCUGACAAUCUAGGUUCCAGGAGAAAAUUGCUUGUGGCCUCAUUGUUUUUGAAAGAGGGAUAAUAACUGCUGUGUGCAUGGAUAAGAAUGGAAGUCUUACUAACUGGCAAGCUUGCGGAAAAUACCUUUCAAAGAAGAUUUUUUAGAGGGUAUGGAGGUAAACGCAACCCGGUGGGCUUGCCCCCUGAAAUCCUUCUGUUCUUUCCUAUUAUGAUGGCCAGGAUUUAUCAGAUGCCCAGUGCAAGAUGUGUUUGCCUUGGCUUCAGGUGCCAGGCACCCUCCAGCUAUUCUGGGCACAAGACAAACAGCAUGAUUACAGAGGAGUGGAUAUCCACAAGGUUGCCAUGACAAUGAAAACGAGCAGGCUUCAGCUCCAGUGGCUACAUAAAACAGUAUUUACUGCAGUGCUAGUGGCAGUAUAGCUGUACUGUUUGAAUGGUGACAGGUGAGAUGAAAGCAAUGAGAUAAGACGACUGGUUAAUGUUAACAGAGUCAGAAUAAUAGCCAUUAGAACAACGUUUUGACACCUUUAUAUAUAAUUUGUGAUGAAUCCUGAUCACAUUUUCAUGUGUCUCGUCCUAGUAAGGCACCCUUUAUAAAGGGUUGUAAGAUUUAACUAAUGGUUUUGUUAAUGGUUUUUUUUUCUAAUUUACUAAUUAAAGCCAUUAAUAAUAACUAAAUGUGGGUUACCAAGUAGUGAAAAAUCCCAAAGCUGCAGACAAUCUGGACCAACAUCAAUUUAUUAACUUAUUAACACUUGCAGACGUGAUGAUUCACACAGUUUUAUUAAUGACAAACAAACCAUGAGCUGCAUUAUUACAAAUACAAAUACAAAGGAUAAACACUAAACUAAAGGGAUUUUUUACAACCACGCAAGCCAAAAUUUGUGUUGAUCAAUGCUUAUAACUGAACGUAAAUUAUUAUUUAACCAUUAAUAAAGCCAUUACUUUAUCAAAGAUGCCUUUUUAUAUUCUGAAAAGCACCAGUAAUGAGAUUUAAUAUCCUGUGGAAUAGCUAUUAGAUAACAAUCAUACAGGAUGAGGGAAUGUGAUUUGAUCUGGCUGCUGCAAAAAGCAUUAGUUCAGAAUUAGUUCAACCCCUCGGAUGAGAGGCGAAACAUCUUCAAAUAUUUCCAACCAGUCCAGUUGCCCUUGAUUUUAACUUUCCUUGGAUAGUUCAGCAUUAAUAGAAACCUCUUAAAAACUUUCAAAAGAGAAAAAAACUAAUGAAAACUAAAUUAGAUUUCUCACAGUUCAUUAUAUACUUGUGAAUAAGGAUCAUUCUUGUCCAAAGUUAGACAAGAUGUGCACAUCUUCCUUGUCCAGGUACUGAGAGAAAACAAACUGUAAUUGUGAUAUCUACCUCUCAAAGUAGUCUCAAUUUGGGCUCAAAACAUAUUUUUUCUAAUGUAAUAAAAUAGACAUUUAAAAAGGAGUGUUGAGAGACACACAAGAUAAAAAAAAAUCCUUCUGUCAGCUUCAGAUGAGAAUUAUGUUCCUAAAGAUGUAGGGAUUCAGCAUUUUAGUGCAUUUAAGUUUUUUGUUUUCAUUGCAGUGCAACAAUAUGCCCAGUAUAUCACAAUACAUAUAGUCAUUGCUGCACUGAUUUUACUUCCUACCUUCUGCUUCUGCAUUAGCACACAUCUCAGCUAUAUUUCUAUUAGCCACCUGAAAUUCUGUCAAGAGCCCUUUGCUUGCAAGUUUUGGCCAUUUUUGAGAAGCUAAAAGACAGACUGGUUGUGUCUCCCUGGAGUUAGAACAGAGGGAUAAACAGUGUGCUGAGCGGCAUAGCACACACCAUGCAGCAAAAAGGAAGCUUCUGCUGCCGGUGUCGUGCUGUUUUCUUCCUUUCUCUUAUACAUACACAAACACACACAAGCACAAUGUAUCCAGUGACUGACUUGGGUAUCUAUGUACCUGACAGCCUCUCAAAGAGAGCCAUUAAGCAUUUCAUUUCCUUUCCUUGAAUCUUAUUUAUACUUUUGUGUGUGUGUGUGUGUGUGUGUGUGUGUGUGUGUGUGUGUGUUUUAUUCACACCCCAAACUCAAAGAAAUGGAAGUGAAUUGAAACAAACCACACUGAGUGCACACUGGGCUCUGAACAGGGUCCAACAGACACACAAAGCUUAGAGGACUGAAAGAUAAAAGCCACAGAGACUGACUGUGUUUCACUGGAUCAGUCAAAUCAAUAUUUUGCUUGAGUGAGUAGAAUUGUUUUUAUUUCCAUGGUAUAAAGCAUUUUUUAAAAUAAUUUUGUUAUGGAAUGUGACCAGAGAAAAUUUUAUUUUUUCUUUGUAAAGUGGAAAUGUUCAACAAAUAACUGAUUAUGUCCAUUAAUGUGGAGAAUUAUAUUAUGCAUUGUGUAAAUUAUACAAGCUUAUCCAAUGAUUAAAGAUAUUUUAAAUGUU